Molecule: messenger RNA, 1593 nt
Organism: Meira miltonrushii
Lineage: Eukaryota; Fungi; Basidiomycota; Exobasidiomycetes; Exobasidiales; Brachybasidiaceae
Product: mitochondrial carrier
Exons: 2
Coding region: 122-1096 (324 amino acids)
Biological process (GO): mitochondrial ATP transmembrane transport; mitochondrial ADP transmembrane transport
Cellular component (GO): mitochondrial inner membrane
Molecular function (GO): ATP:ADP antiporter activity
Source: RefSeq, a predicted model, not a curated record
UCCCUGGGAUUUUUACUCGUCUUAAUUUGCUACUCCUUUAGCAUCUUUUUGACGUUCCCUUGUACUACAUAUAAUUCACCUUUACCUCUCGAUUUUCCUUAGAUCGAAUUCCGUAUAAAAAAUGUCGGCUGGUUCAGGCGGUGCGGGUGCAGACCCUUCUAAGCAUGGAACCAAGAACCUCUCCGGUUUCGCCGGUGAUUUCUUGAUGGGUGGUAUUUCCGCCGCUGUCUCAAAAACUGCUGCUGCCCCCAUCGAACGUGUUAAGCUUUUGAUCCAAAACCAAGAUGAAAUGAUCAAACAAGGUCGUUUGGCUUCUCCAUACAAGGGUAUCGGUGACUGUUUCGCACGUACCUACCAACAAGAAGGUUUGGUUUCCCUGUGGCGUGGUAACACCGCAAACGUUAUCCGUUACUUCCCCACCCAAGCUUUGAACUUUGCUUUCAAGGAUUUCUUCAAGUCUUUGUUCAAGGUCCCCAAGUCUGACCCAUACAUCAAACAAUUGGGUGCUAACUUGGCUUCCGGUGGUGCUGCUGGUGCAACCUCUCUAUUGUUCGUUUACUCUUUGGAUUACGCCCGUACCCGUUUGGCUAACGACGCCAAAUCUGCUGCCAAGGGAGCAGGUGAACGUCAAUUCAAUGGUUUGGUUGAUGUUUACAGAAAGACUCUUGCUACUGAUGGUAUUGCCGGUUUGUACCGUGGUUUCGUUCCAUCCGUUGUUGGUAUCGUUGUCUACCGUGGUCUUUACUUCGGAAUGUACGAUUCCCUCAAGCCCGUCUUGCUCACUGGUGCUCUCGAAGGAAACUUCUUGGCCUCCUUCUUGUUGGGUUGGGCUGUUACAACUGGUUCCGGUUUGGCUUCUUAUCCUUUGGACACUAUCCGUCGUCGUAUGAUGAUGACAUCUGGUGGUACUGGUCCUCACUACCGCAACAUGAUGCACGCUGGUCAAGCCAUCAUCGCCAAGGAAGGUGUCAAGUCCCUCUUCAAGGGUGCAGGUGCCAACAUCUUGCGUGGUAUUGCCGGUGCCGGUGUGUUGUCCGGUUACGACAAAUUGCAAGAAUUGAUGUUCGGUAAGGUUUACAAGGGAGGUAGCGGUUAAACAGCUUUCUCGUUCAAGCCCGACUGAAUGACGAGAAAAGACCAAAAAUCACACAACGUAAUCAACUCUUUCUUUUUUUGCAAUUGUGCGAAAUUAAUAUGUUCAUAUGUUUCCCGAUUUUGAUCACAAAAAUUUUUCCAAGUUCCUUUUAUUUUAACCUUAGAAGUCUCUUUUGACGGCCCAAUGAGUUGUGGUGGUGAGAUAUGCAUUUCCAUGUAGAUUUAGCCAUCGCACAAAUUUCAUACGAUCUCACAAUCUUUUGGGUGUGUUGUGAGUUAGUGGAUGAGACGGUAUACUUACCGAAUGAUAGAUUCGUUCUCGUCGUCUCAUGAGAUUCUGGGAUGAGUAUAUGAACUGGCAAUAUUCUCAUUCUAUCAAAUUUUCACGGUCAUCUAUAAAUUCGGGUUUGAAGGGAAUAAAGAUUCAUUAUGAGGUCGGUCAAAUUUAGGUAUACAUGUAAUGACAGAACAAUGUGAUGCCUUCUACAAGCUCAAGCG